AUGGGAACCAGCAGCAGCCCCCUAGGGGGCGCCAUGGUUCAGGGGGCCUCCAAAGCCUCCAGUGGCUGGCACUAUGAAUGGAUUGCCCCUCGUGUGGUGCUCCACUACUCUCCUAACCAGCUGAAGCAUGAUAGUGAUGCCGCUAUUCAGAUAUCAGCCAGAAAAGAGCAGAGACAGGCUGCCUCCUGCAAUCUCAGAUGUGCCUUCACCUGUGGUGGUAAUGAUAAAGACAACCACAGCGACCCAAGUGAAGGAGGAUUUGAAGUCCAGGUCAACCUGCCCAAGUGCCUGAGAUCCCUGCUCGUGCAAGAUUGGGAGCUGGUGAUCCGCGGGAAAAAGCUCUGCGACCUGCCAGCCAAGGUAAGCAUUGAUGCCAUCCUGUCUGAAUACGCCAUCUUCCCUAUGAAUUGCCAUACCAGGGAUAAAAAGUAUGUUGUCUGUGGCCUGGUGGAUGUCCUCAAGGAAUACUUCAAUGCAAUCCUCAGCACCCAGCUGCUUUAUGAUUUUGAGAGGCCACAAUAUGAUGAGUUGGUGGUCAGCUACCCCUCUAGCCAGAUGUGUGAGCUUUAUGGAGGUGUGCACCUGCUGUGUCUCUUCCAGCAGUUGGGCCCUAUGCUCACCUGCACUUCUCUGGAUGACAGCAGCUUGAUGGUGCUGCUGAGCCAUUUGGAAGAUUUCCUGGAAUAUCUGGCCCGUGAUCUUUAUCUGCUGUUCAUUGAUGCCAAGGAUUAUGUGCUGGCCUCUGAGGAGCACCUGAAAGUAGUAUAA
Messenger RNA from Trichosurus vulpecula (common brushtail), 768 nucleotides. Its product is annotated as mortality factor 4-like protein 2. The record is from RefSeq and is a predicted model, not a curated record. The transcript has 3 exons. Gene Ontology annotation, cellular component: nucleus; NuA4 histone acetyltransferase complex. NCBI's taxonomy places the organism in Eukaryota, Metazoa, Chordata, Mammalia, Diprotodontia, Phalangeridae. The coding region runs from base 1 to 768 and encodes 255 amino acids. Gene Ontology annotation, biological process: chromatin organization; regulation of DNA-templated transcription.